This is a messenger RNA of Dromaius novaehollandiae (emu), 6163 nucleotides long. RefSeq names its product protein phosphatase 4 regulatory subunit 4 (gene PPP4R4). Bases 771 to 3410 code for a protein of 879 amino acids. Gene Ontology annotation, molecular function: protein phosphatase regulator activity. The record is from RefSeq and is a predicted model, not a curated record. Gene Ontology annotation, cellular component: protein serine/threonine phosphatase complex; cytosol. NCBI's taxonomy places the organism in Eukaryota, Metazoa, Chordata, Aves, Casuariiformes, Dromaiidae. The transcript is spliced from 26 exons.
CGCGGGGGCGGCGCUGAGGGAGCGGGCCGGGGGCGGGGAGCGACACUGCACCACGGCGGCCCUCCCUCCCCCGGGCGGGGAGGGCAGAGACGGCGCCCGGGGAGGCUUCGCCGGCCGGGGGGCCGCUCCCUCGCCUGGCGCCUCCCGUGAGCGGCGCGGAGCGACCCUGCGCUGGGGGAAGAUCCGCGGCCGCCUGCCGCCCCCCGCCGCCCCCCUUGCCUUCCCCCGGGCCCCGACGCGGCCUGGCCCCCGGCCCCCCGCGGCGCGCAGGGGCAGUCCGCGAGGGAGGAAAGUUGGCUGCAAACUCUCCCUCCGCUCCGCCGCCCCGAGGUGACGGCGGGCAGCGGCGAGCCGCCCCCUGCCCGCCCCGGGGCGCGGAGCGGCGCGGCCGGAGAAAGUUUGCCGGCGGGAGGCUGUGGCGGAGGCGGGCGGCCGCUGCCGCAGUGUGCGCGCCGAGGCGAGGCGAGGCCGCUGCUGGCGGCGGGGCUCGGCGGCUGCCGGCAGCGAGAGGCAGGCGCUGCUCGCAGACUCGGAGGGGGUGUUGCGUGGUGUCAGCGCUUUCUCCUUCAGUGCGAUGUGAGACUCCGGGAGAGCGUCGCUUGCCAGAGGCUCUAGUUGUUACAUGCAUCCAAUAAUCUUCUUCUCCAAAAUGGAUUUUACUCAAAGCAAUUUGUUCGGAUACAUAGAAGACCUGCAGGAACUAACUAUUAUAGAAAGGCCAGUGCGCAGGAGCUUGAAGACACCAGAAGAAAUAGAAAGAUUGACAGUUGAUGAAGAACUCAAUGAUAUUGAAAGGGCUGUUUAUCUACUCAGCAGCAGAUCUCUUUGCUCCUUUCCUGAUUAAAGAUCGUGUUUCCAGCAAUGUGUCGUUACUGGAUCAUUGCCUGGUUAAAGGCUCUGGCCAGGAUAUCCAAGGAACAAGUGUGGUGGCAAAUCUUCCAGUCCUGAUGCGACAGAAUCCUGCAGAAACACUUCGUCGGGUUUUGCCAAAAAUCAGAGAAGUGCUGCAUGUUGCAGGAGUGGAAAUGCAGUUAACAGCUGCUGUUUCAUUUUUGACUAUUCUGCAAGAGGAAUCAGUGUCCAUUCAUACGUACUCCCACUCCUUUCUACACAUCAUUCUACAGAACCUGGAACACAGGGAUGCAGGUGUCAGCAAUGCAUGGCUAGAAACUCUUCUUGCUGUAAUAGAAGUUUUACCCAAAGAGACUAUCAGACAUGAGAUCCUGAAUGCACUUGUUUCCAAGGCACAGCUUUCUCAAACACUUCAGUCCCGCUUAGUCAGUUGUAAAAUCAUGGGAAAAUUAGCUAACAAAUUUGAAGCUCAUAUUGUUAAAAGAGAGAUUCUUCCGUUGGUAAAAUCACUGUGCCAGGACGUAGAAUAUGAAGUUAGAACUUGUAUGUGUCGGCAACUGGAACAUAUAGCUCAAGGAAUAGGGACAGAACUAACAAAAACUGUGGUGCUUCCUGAAUUAGUAGAACUGGCAAGAGAUGAAGGCAACAGUGUACGUCUUGCAGCCUUUGAGACAUUAGUCAAUCUGCUUGAAAUGUUUGAUGCAGAUGAUAGGAGUCAAACUGUUCUCCCAUUAGUGAAAUCAUUCUGUGAAAAAUCCUUCAAAGCAGAUGAAUCUAUUCUAGUUUCUUUAUCGUUCCAUUUAGGGAAACUGUGUAAUGGACUAUAUGGCAUUUUUACUCCUGAGCAGCACUUACGAUUUUUAGAAUUUUACAAGAAACUUUGCACGUUGGGUUUACAGCAGGAGAAUGGACACAAUGAUAAUCAACUACAACUUCAAACUCUGGAACAGGAAAAGAAAUACAUUUCAGUGAGGAAGAACUGUGCUUACAAUUUUCCAGCCAUGAUUGUUUUUGUCGAUCCAAAGAACUUCCAUUUGGAACUGUAUUCUACAUUUUUCUGCCUUUGUCAUGACCCUGAAGUUCCAGUCAGAUACACUGUGGCCAUGGGCUUCUAUGAAGUUGCUAAGCUUUUAAAUUCUGGUGUGUAUACAAUACAUAAAGAAUUGGUAACACUGUUACAGGAUGAGUCACUGGAGGUAUUAGAUGCACUGGUAGGUCACCUCCCUGAAAUCCUUGAACUAAUGACUAACGGAGGAGAAAACAGUGGAUCGGAAAGCAAGUUAUUGUCUGUCCCUGACCUGAUACCUGCAUUAACAACAGCAGAACAGAGAGCAGCAACUUCUUUAAAAUGGAGAACUCACGAGAAGUUACUACAAAAAUAUGCAUGUCUCCCUCAUAUCAUAUCAAGUGAUCAGAUUUAUUAUCGUUUUCUUCAUAGAAUGUUAACAAUCAUUUUGACAAACAAUGUCCUGCCAGUCCAAAAAGCAGCUGCUCGAACUCUCUGUGUUUACUUACGUUACAAUCGCAAACAAGAACAGAGGCAUGAGGUCAUUCAGAAACUUAUUGAACAACUGGGCCAAGGAAAAAGUUACUGGAACAGACUUCGUUUUUUAGAUACCUGUGAAUUCAUUAUGGAACUGUUUUCCAAAUCAUUCUUCUGUAAAUACUUCUUUCUACCUGUGCUUGAACUUACACAUGAUCCAGUAGCAAAUGUGAGAAUGAAGCUGUGCUGCUUGUUGCCAAAAGUUAAAUCUACUUUGAAGAUUCCCACUGACAAACUUUUUCUUCAGCAGCUGGAAUUGUGUAUAAGGAAACUUUUGUGUCAAGAGAAAGACAAAGAUGUGCUGACUAUUGUAAAAAGAACAGUGUUAGAAUUGGACAGAAUGGAGAUCUCUGUAGAUGGUUUUCAGAAAAGAUUUUAUGAAAAUGAUUUAUUGGACCAAGAAAAAGAGAGACAAGAACUUCUCCUUUUGGAAAUGGAACAGUUAGAAAAAGAGAAGCAGCAAAAUGAAGGAAGAUCCACAAAUAUUAGUGAUAAGAUGUUUGAAAAGAAGCGUAGAGACAGUAAAACGUCAUCAGCAUUGGCAAAAAAUGUACCUCUUUCUUUUCCCGGAAGCUCUUCCGGUACAUCAGCAGGCAAAGAAGGCAAGAAAUCCAAGUUGGUUCGAAGCCAGUCUUUCAGUACUCAAGCACUACAUCCAAAAUACAGCAACAUAGACAAGUGUCCUAAUAGAAGCGCUGCUACAGGAUAUACACCUUCUGUAUCAGGAAUGGGAAAGAGUUCUGUGUUAUCUUUUAGUGAUGAUUCAUUCCGGACUCGUUCCACUGGUAACAAUGGGAAUACCGCCUUCCCUUCCAGUUCCUCCCUCGCAGCUUCAUCUCGUAAUUCAGCUAACUCAGCUGACCAAAAGAACAAUGGAAAUAAAGACAGUCAGUCACGAAAGAUGAGCAUGGACAGAAAGAAGACCCAGACGGAACGAUCUGUACCUUUGGCUUCAGGCAGGAGAGUGGAAUGUAGGAGACCCAGCUUCAAGUCUCUGUGUAAUAUUCCCAAAUGAAUACUUUAACAGGAGACUAUUUGAAAGUUGAUAUAUGAUUAAACACAGUGAUCCAGAUGCUCUCUCUAGUUCAGAAAAUCCCUAAACUACGUAGUGUCAGAAGCCAAGAAGAUACACCAGGGGAAGAAAAACAUUUUUGGAGAAAGAGCAGCAGGCUUAGAGUGACCUAUAUUUAGCUUUGAAAAUAAGAGUUUUAAUGUUCCAUGUUCCUACGGGAACACACAUCUCCCAAACUUGUAUAUUGCCUAUUGCACUGUAGAUUAAAUUUCUCUUUUGUAACCUGGCCCGUACUUAAUUGUUUUUAUUAAAAAAAAAAAAACUGGAGCAGCUCUACAAGGAGAUAUCAAGAGAUACUGAUUUUAGGAAUGGUCAGUGGCAAAUACAUUCAUCUUCAUAUUCUUUUUGACUAUAACUAUGGUUUGAUGUACCUCUUUCUGUCUUCCUUUUGAUCAGAAGUUCUGUCCUCAUUCUGAAAAAGUUGAAAAGCAAAAGCUUUCCUGAAAUCCAUAUGUCCUCACCCCCGCAAAAAAAAAGAAAAAAAGGAAAAAAACAGCUUCAGUACAACUUCAGUGAGUGAAAGAAAAACCCAAUAUCAAAAUAUAUAAGCAGUUGACAGAAACAACCCUUACUGAGAGAAGAAUUCGAAAAUUAUAUGAUAAAUGUGACCUGCAAAGCACAUUGAAAAAUCAAGAGGUGGUACUGAAUAGAUGCUCAUGAAUGAGUGUCACCUUUUCUAUGCACUCAGUAAGGCAGGAAAUUUGUGAAAAAACUGAGCAUGUAUUUAGACUAUAUCAUGUAAACUUCGGUGUGUGCUGAUAUAACAUUGCACUGGCUAUCUAAAUUCUGGGAAGUCCUACCUUUUAAUUUUUUGGCUUUGCAAUAUAAAUAAGAUAACUUCUAAUAUGGUUUUCCAUUUUUUUCCAUAAAACUUCUCUGGUACAUAUGCACAUUUGUUCACCUUUGACAGUGUAAUGCAGCUUAUAGGGAUGAACAUUUUUUGUUUUAUUUUUCAUAUAUUCAUGCUGUUCCAGGAACUUUAGAAAAACCAAGUAAAUUUGGUGCAGAACUGAGGUUUUUACUUACCAUAUUUAUGAGUUCAGACAUGUUUGUCCUACAUCAGAGAUGUGGGUGAAGAUUAAAGUAUUCUAUCAUUUUUAAAAUAAUACAUAUGUCAGAAAAAAAAUUCUCAAUAAAGUCUGAUUCAGUGCUCACGAGUAAAUAGGAAAAUGACCAUUAGCUUUGGUGUGAUUUAAUAGGCCUUACAUAAUACUCAGGAAAUAGAAAAUGCAGGAAUUAUGCUGAAGUUGCACCCUUACAACUUAGUGGUGUAAUCACAGAAGAGAUGAGCAUCUGAUUUUAAGCACAUUACGGAAUAUGAAAGAAUCAGGAAGAGCAUUGGUUAAGUAUUUCAGCCCAUAAGAGACCUUACUUAAGUCAAUUUGUAGACAAAACAUGUACUGAUAUGACUUUCUGUGAAAGAGUUGACAGUGUUAGACCAUGGAUCAUCGUGUGCAGAAACUGACAUGAUUCAUAAACACUGAGUUCCAUAAAGUAGUCCAAUCUUGUAUUCUUAUGCUGUUGAGCUUUAUUAUCUUCUUUUAUGUUUUCAUUUUUAAGAGAUUAAGAUAUUUUCUUUUAGGAUAAGAAUUACUAUUUUGCUUGGUUUUACAGUAGUGUAAUAUAACUGAUUCCAGUAUGCACGUGGUAAAAAGCUAGCAUUUUUCUAUACUUUAUACGUUCAUCAAUAAAAAAUCCAGCUUUAUAGACAGCAUUUAAGAAUUUUGCAUCCUGUCUAUAGACAUACAGAUAGUGCCUGAUUUUUAUUUCACUUUCAAUCAAAACAGUGCAAGUUAACCAAGGAUGAGGGGUUCCAUCCUGUAAAAAGUGGAAGUAGUUUUAUUGUGGCAUUGGAAUCAAUUUCUUAACAAUAUAAUUGGUACCAAUAUUUUAUAAGAUGGCCACAGCUGAUCUUUAAUAUAUCCAUGUUGAUAUGUGACCAUGUUGUAACAAUGAUUUGCAUUAGUAUCCUUAAAUAGUGUCGUUCAUCCAGUCAUAUAACUGCUUAGGAAGUUGAGCACGAGAUGAGAUAGUUCUGCCACAGAUCUGCUACACUUUGGCUUGGUUACUUAGGGUUCUUAUCAUGUUUUCCUCCUGCCUUAAAUAAGCUGGUAAGAGUUCUGAAGUCCAGUGGGAAUGGAAUGUGAUUUGGGUGCCAUUUCCAAGGUGAAGCUAACAGAUAUCUUGUUGCCGGUAUAUUAUCGCAAUAGGUUCCAUCAGCAAUUUUUAAGGAUUGAAACAGAACAGUAUCUUCCUUUGUAAAUCACAUUCUAAAAUAUUGAUGGAAACCAAUAUUUCCAGAGAGUUCUGAAAGUAAGCGCUGUUCUUCCAAAGAUCUCUGACAAACAUUGGUUAGUUGACAUAGCCACAAAAACAGCAUUUCUAAAGAUUAAAAGAUUGGGGCUAUGAUAAGUGCAGAAAUUGCCCAGAUCACAUCGUAGUCAGUAGAAGAGCUUGAAAUAACACUAUAAGGACAUCUAAACUUCUCUCUCUUCUCCUUCUCCACUUUCCCAGGAUUUUGUCAUUUUUUACCAUGGGUCAGUCUAGAUACUUGUGGCAUUAUUUCUACCUAUGACUAGAUUACUUCUAGUACCUUAGCUCUCCCACUUAGGAGAAUCUCUACAUUACCUUAAAGUCCACCUUCUGUAGCAAACUUACUGGAGAAAUGCACCUUUCUGUGAAGAAUGCCCUCAAGA